Choloepus didactylus (southern two-toed sloth) is the source of this 3678-nucleotide messenger RNA. It is a transcript of the gene TMCC3, whose product is annotated as transmembrane and coiled-coil domain family 3. Gene Ontology annotation, cellular component: endomembrane system. Lineage: Eukaryota; Metazoa; Chordata; Mammalia; Pilosa; Megalonychidae. The record is from RefSeq and is a predicted model, not a curated record. The transcript is spliced from 4 exons. Bases 594 to 1934 code for a protein of 446 amino acids.
AGAAUAGCAUCUCCUGACUUUGUUCUGCUUUUGAGCCCCUUCCCUUCCAAGACAUUCCAACUGACCACUUGUUCACCCUGCCGUCAUUCAUGUUUGUGCUUCCUGUGCCCAGCUCACUGCUUCUCGCUUACUUUGCCCAAACGGGGUUUGUUGAGCCCGUUUCCUUGCCAGUAAACCAGGAAUGCCAGGCUGAAUGUCCUCAAAGGUUCUCGUGCCAUCCCAGAGUUGUGUGAUAACAGGAUUCCCUGCUAGUCUGCCUCCCUGCAAAGAUAUAGAAUGUGUAUCUUUUCUGCUAGCAGCACAAAGGGUGCAUUUGUACAGCAGAAAUGUUGAAUACAGUGUAUUAUUGCUGGCAGUUGUACUGGUUGCAGCACAGGGCGUGGAGUUUCUCUGAGACAAACAUGGGAAUGCCCAGAGAUAAUGUGAGCAGUAUCUCCAAAGUCCAGGGUGAGUCAUGCGGUAGAUACUGUUGGAAUAUCUAGCCCGGCCUCCUUGCAGACAUAUUCAUUGCCUUUUGGGCAGGAGGCUGAGCUGGCUGCCAGUGCUGGUCUGCUCCCUGAUUUGUUGUGUGGCUGUUGGUAGAACAUCAUGACAUGAAUACCUUAAGCCUGCCCCUGAACAUACGCCGUGGGGGGUCAGACACCAACCUCAACUUUGAUGUUCCAGAUGGCAUCCUGGACUUCCACAAAGUCAAACUCAGUGCAGACAGCCUGAAACAAAAAAUCCUAAAGGUCACAGAGCAGAUAAAAAUUGAGCAAACUUCCCGCGACGGGAAUGUUGCAGAAUAUCUGAAACUGGUCAACAGUGCAGACAAGCAGCAGGCUGGACGAAUCAAACAAGUCUUUGAAAAGAAGAAUCAGAAGUCAGCUCACUCCAUCGCCCAGCUGCAGAAGAAGUUAGAACAGUAUCACAGAAAGCUCAAGGAGAUCGAACAAAACGGAGCCUCCAGAAGCUCAAAGGAUGUUUCCAAAGACAACCUGAAGGACAUACAGCACUCUCUGAAAGAUGCCCAGGCGAAAUCGCGAACUGCUCCCCACGGCAUGGAGGGCAGUAAAUCGGGCAUGCCAGGGGUAUCCCUCACUCCACCUGUGUUUGUUUUCAACAAGUCCAGAGAGUUUGCCAACUUGAUCCGUAAUAAAUUUGGCAGCGCCGACAACAUCGCUCACCUAAAAAAUUCCUUAGAUGAAUUUAGGCCCGAGGCGAGCGCCAGGGUCUACGGGGGCAGCGCUACCAUCGUGAACAAGCCCAAGUACGGCAGUGAUGACGAGUGUUCCAGUGGCACGUCGGGCUCUGCUGACAGUAACGGGCACCAGUCCUUCGGGGCGGGCGGGACGGGCACGCUGGACAGCCAGGGGAAGCUCACCAUGAUCCUGGAGGAGCUGCAGGAGAUCAAGGACACUCAGGCACAGCUGGCCGAGGACAUCGAGGCGCUGAAGGUGCAGUUUAAGAGGGAAUACGGUUUUAUUUCCCAGACCCUGCAAGAGGAGAGAUACAGGUACGAACGAUUGGAAGACCAGCUCCAUGACCUGACGGAUCUGCAUCAGCACGAGACGGCCAACUUGAAACAGGAGCUGGCCAGCAUCGAGGAGAAGGUUGCCUACCAGGCCUACGAGCGGUCCCGGGACAUCCAGGAAGCAUUGGAAUCCUGCCAGACCCGCAUUUCUAAACUGGAGCUCCAUCAGCAAGAGCAGCAAGCUCUGCAGACAGACACGGUGAAUGCCAAGGUCCUCCUGGGGAAGUGCAUAAACGUGGUCCUGGCCUUCAUGACUGUGAUUCUCGUGUGUGUGUCCACGAUCGCAAAGUUCAUCUCGCCCAUGAUGAAGAGCCGCUUCCACAUCCUGGGCACCUUCUUCGCUGUGACUCUUCUUGCGAUAUUUUGUAAAAACUGGGACCCUAUUCUGUGUGCCAUAGAAAGGAUAAUAAUACCGAGAUGAAGCCACUGUUUCCUAUCUUCAAGUUCUUUCCAGUUUUUAUUUUAAUGAAAUCUUUGUGCAUACUACCAGAUUUUUAAAUGAAUGGUUGUGUCUGCUGAAGAUGACCAGAAGGACUGGAGCUGUGUGGUGUGAAUAACUCCACUUCUCUAACUCUGUAGCAUUGCUGAUUCAGCCCCUGUUGUCCUCGGUCCCCGUGCAUCUGUUUCAGAGUUCUGCCCACACUGCUCACUGCCUUAAUCAGAUCAGAUUUCCUGCCCACCUGACUAGCCCAGCAGGUGAACCUCUGUGUAUUGAGCAGUUGGCAUAAUUAGUGACCCAGAAGGAAAGGGUUUUUAAUUGCUCUCUUUCUCUUAAGUUUGGUUUCACGAUUGCUAGUGGUUGCAUUUUCCCUGAGUCUCAUAAACAGCAAGGAUAUGGCAUCCUUUGGGGAAAUGAAGAGGCAAGGAGGAGGCGAUGGUGAACGCCUGUGACCUCUUGAAGUACAGUCAAUCCCUGUGUAAUCCCUCCCACCUGUCCACGGAAGACUGUAGGUCCCAUUGUCCACAGUAGUCGAUUGUGUGUGACUCGCUGUAGCAUGGGGAUCUCAUAGCACUCCUGUUUGUCUGACAGAAAUCUAACCUAGGGCUUCUGUUGCACUUUUAAUGGCCAGAAACAUGGAUUUAUGAAUGGAGCUUUCCCCUUAUACCCAGGGAACCACACACUUGUUUUCAACUUAACUGGCUGGUGAACCUGGCAUACAGAAAUGCUUCCAAAUCCCUCAUGAAACUGACUUUAACAUUAAUUUUGAGUCCUGUAAGCACUACUCCAGAGGCAAAAUCUUAAUCAUGAUAACCCCCCUUUGAGGAUAUGAUUCACUUUGUUAUUCACUUUAUUCACAGGUCUGUGAGGGAUUGCAAAGCUUACUCUGACAAAUGAAAACAAAUGAUGCUCCUGUUGCAGGGUUAUUUUUUUCUCCUUUGACAAAGACAACAGAAUCAUAGCUUUUAAAGCUAGAGUGCACUGAGGAAGUCAACACUGGAAGCAUGAGGAAAAUAUGACAUUUGGUUUAAUUGGGUUGUGGCUAGAUUAGUGGGAGUAAUUCAUGUGGAUGAAGAUUGAGAGGGCCCUCUUAGGGAUGUGAAGGACCAGCAGGGGUAAAAUAAAUUCAGUCUAGUAUUGAGCCAAGAUUACCAUCUGUCUCUUAUGAUCUUACUGAAAAUAAAAUUUCUAAGGAAUAGGAUGGCCACAUUUCCCCUGAGAUAAAAGCAUUCAAAAAACAACAUCUUUGGCCUGUUGGGGGAAUGCCACUCACUGUUUCCAGCCCAGAAGCUAUUUCCCUUAAAAUUUUUCUCUGUAUAUGUAACAAAAAAAAGACUUAGAAGGCUUUAAUGGAAACUGUGUUGUUCAGCCCCUCCUCUCCCCACCCCAACCAUUCUCUGAAGGUGUAUGGAGGCACUUUAGUGAACAUUUUAUUCAAAAAAAAACAUCAAAUCACCUGGAUUUAAAUUAAGUGCAAUAUUUUGCAAACAGCUGCUCUUAGGGAAAUCUCCUGAAAAAAAUGUGACAUAGUGUGCCACAGUUUGAGAGAAUGGAAUCGUUUAGCCUUUAGUACAAAUUGGGUGUGUCUGAGUCAUACAACUCAAGCUUUUGUUUUUAAAGUGUUCAAUUCAGUAGUUUUUAGUAUAGUCACAAAUGUGUGCAACCAUCACCACUGUCCAAUUCCAGUCUCGAGAUUUUUAAAAUAAUAAACAUCAUUUCCAUCAAA